AACUGUUUCCGUGUUCCGAGCGCAGCUUCCGGUAGCUGUGAGUUGUCGAAUCUGUCAGAAGCUCGAAGUCGCUCAGAAGCAGCAGCAGAGCUUCAUCCUCCUCAUCUUCAUCAUGCGCUGGUUCGAGGGCUCGAUCCCGGCAGCCAUCGCGGCAGCUAAAGAGCGCAGAUGCGUGUUCGUGGUGGUGAUCACAGGGAGUGAUGAUCAGUCCGCUCAGCUGAUGUCCGGUUGGGAGACGGUCAGUGUGUCUGAAGCAGCUCAGAACUGCUGUGUGGCCAUUCGACUGGACGCUCAGAGUGAAGCGUGUGUCCAGUUCUCUCAGAUCUAUCCCGUGGUGUGUAUCCCGUCCAGCUUCUUCAUCGGAGAGAACGGCGUUCCUCUGGAGGUGAUCGCAGGCAGCGUGACGGAGGACGAGCUCCAGCGCAGGAUCCUCAGGGUCACACAGAUGCACACGCAGCAGAUUGAAGACGCAGAGAGAGCGGAUCAGACGGAGGCUCACGGAUCUGAAGAAUCCCUGUCUGUGUCGCUGGAGGAAGAGCGAGCGUCAGGUCACGAGACUCCGCAGCUGCUGGAUGACAGGGUGGAGAGGAUAACGAAGAAGCUGGAGGAGAGACGCGAGCAGAAGAAGAAAGCAGAAGAAGAGAACGAGCUGAAGAAGGAGAUGGAGAGGCGUAAGAUGGGGAAGGAGAUGCUGGACUUCAAGCGUCAGCAGGAGGAGGAGAAAACCAAGCGUCUUCUGGAGGAGAGGAAUCGAGAGAAGGCUGAGGAGCGAGCGGCUCGAGAGCGAGUCAAGCAGCAGAUCGCUCUGGACCGUGCUGACCGAGCGGCCCGUUACGCUCAGAACCAGCAGGACGCGGCGGCGGCUCGAUUAGCAGCGCAGCAGACGCGUGAGAACACGAGAGACGCGGCGCAGCGAGAGAGAAGUGCGGUGGCCAGGAUUCAGUUCCGUCUGCCUGACGGCUCGUCCUUCACGAACCAGUUCCCAUCAGAGACGCGUCUGCUGGAGGCCCGACAGUUUGCUGCUCAGGAGGUUGGGAACCGAUACGGUCAGUUCUCUCUGGCCACCAUGUUCCCCCGGAGAGAGUUUACAGCUGAAGAUCUGGAGAAAUCACUGCUGGAGCUGGAUCUGGCCCCCAGCGCCUCCAUCGUGCUGCUUCCUCAGUCCAGCCGCCCGUCCAACACUGUGGUGCACUCGUCUGCGGGCGGAGGGGUCUGGGCCAUGCUGGGGUCACUGCUGUACCCGCUGCUGGCCGUCUGGAGGUUCAUCAGUGGCUUCCUGUUCAGCAGCGCUCCUCCACCUGCCGCCGCCCAGAACCAACACGUGACAAACGAGAACGGCUCCAGCGCUGCCGCAGAACCAAAGAGAGAUUCGGUUCGUAAGAGAGUUCUUGAGAAGAGGCCUGAGGACUUCAAGAAAGAAGGUAAAAUAUACCGUCUACGGACUCAAGAAGACAGCGAGGACGACAACAACACCUGGAACGGCAACUCCACACAGCAGAUGUAGUGCAGCGAGCCUCUUUGGUUUGAGUGUGUAUCGGUCUUAACGGUGGGGUUAUCAUUUAGGGCUUUCCAUUCCCCUUCCCUCUGGCUCCAUCCCGCAUGGGUAAAUCAGAUCAGGUUAACCUAACUCACUUUAACAGAGAUGCUGUGCGUGCCCAACACUUCGACCAGGAUGACUCCAGGCUGGAGAAUCCCAUCCGAGGCUUAGACGCGUUUGAUGCGUUAGUUGCAUCUGUUAUUGCCUGGAUUGACUUAAUACAGUAACCACCGCUGUGGAUGCGGUUUGUUGUGAAUAUCUGACCGUUUGUGACAUUUUAUUUGGUGGUUUUGACCCCACAGCAUCAUCAACUGCCUCGGCAAUAGAAUGUCUUUCUACUAGUUUGAGCACAGAUGCUACUUGAUCCUUUAACGAUAGAAUAAAGAAUAAAAUAUGAUUUUCAAUGAAA
This is a messenger RNA of Carassius auratus (goldfish), 1946 nucleotides long. It is a transcript of the gene ubxn4, whose product is annotated as UBX domain protein 4. Gene Ontology annotation, molecular function: protein binding. The transcript has 13 exons. Gene Ontology annotation, biological process: ERAD pathway. Bases 113 to 1504 code for a protein of 463 amino acids. Gene Ontology annotation, cellular component: endoplasmic reticulum. Lineage: Eukaryota; Metazoa; Chordata; Actinopteri; Cypriniformes; Cyprinidae. The record is from RefSeq and is a predicted model, not a curated record.